AUGUGGAAGGAGGAGGAAGAGGAGGAGCCACUCAGCCCGAUGGCGCGGGUGUUCCAAUCGCCGGGCAUAGACAACUGCAUCGUUAUCACAAUCGGGUUCAAAGCAAAGAUCAAUGUUGAGGUCAUUCUUGAUGACUUGAAGCAUAACGUUUCUAAGCAUCCCCGUUUCUCUAGCAAAUUGUCAGAUAAUGGUGCAAGAUGGAUCAAGACCAAGGUCAAUGUAGAAGACCAUGUAUUUGCACCAAACGUGGACCUUGAAGAGAUCGGCGAAGAUGGAGAUGACUUUGUCGACGACUACAUCUCACGUCUCACAGUGGUUCCUCUUGAUAGAUCAAGACCCUUGUGGGAUAUUCACAUCCUCAACGUCAAAACAUCUGAUGCAGAAGCGGUCACUGUCAUAAGAUCCCACCAUUCACUAGGAGAUGGAAUGUCUCUGAUGUCUCUCCUGUUGGCAUCUACUCGGAAAACAUCAAACCUCGAGGAAUUUCCUACAAUGACUACUUCUUCCAAACGGCGUAAAAUGGUGUUUCAUGGCCUUAUACUCACCAUUUUUUAUGCAUCAAAAAUGAUUUGGAAUACCAUUGCAGAUUUUUUCCUGCUUUUCGUUACAAUCUUGUUCUUGAAAGAUACAGAAACACCGCUAAAAGGCGGCGUGAGUAUACAAAAGAGAUUUUCUCACCGAAUUAUCUCUUUGGAUGACCUUAAACUUAUAAAAAACGCCAUGGACAUGACGAUCAACGAUGUUCUACUAGGAGUUACACAAGCUGCACUUUCCGGCUAUCUUAAUAGACUAUAUGGCAAGCAGAACGUAGAGAAUGGAGCAUCUACAUCGAAUCGGAACAAUCUUCCAAGUAAACUACGAUUUCGGGCAGGUGUUGCAGUAAAUCUACGGCCAAACAUCGGAUUUAAGCCAAUGGCAGAUAUGAUGGCCAAGGGUUCAAAAUGCAGAUGGGGAAACUACAUAAGCUUUAUUGUUUUCCCUAUGUCCAUCGGUUUAGAAACCGAUGCAUUGGUUUAUAUAUCAAAAGCCAAAUCCACAAUGGACCGGAAGAAGCACUCUUUCCACAGUGCUCUAGUCUAUAUAGUUACCGGGUUCGUCUUCAAAACGUUCGGAGCUAAGGUAGGAGCAGCAUUGUUCAAACGACCUGUGUUGCACACAACAGCGUCCAUUUCGAACAUCGUUGGUCCCAUGGAAGAAAUCAGUUUCCAUGGCUAUCCAAUUGCCUACAUCGCUCCAAGCUCCUACGGACACUCACAACCAUUGGUGAUACACUUCCUUAGCUACGCGAAGAAGAUGGUUAUUUCAAUAGGAGUUGAUCCUACGGUCAUACCGGAUCCUCACAAGCUAUUUGAUGAAAUGGAAGAGUCAUUGCAAGCGAUGAAAGCUUCUCUAGGGUUACUCGACGACGUGAGUCAUUAG
Messenger RNA from Eutrema salsugineum, 1419 nucleotides. Its product is annotated as O-acyltransferase WSD1. Gene Ontology annotation, biological process: triglyceride biosynthetic process. Gene Ontology annotation, molecular function: long-chain-alcohol O-fatty-acyltransferase activity; diacylglycerol O-acyltransferase activity. Bases 1 to 1419 code for a protein of 472 amino acids. Lineage: Eukaryota; Viridiplantae; Streptophyta; Magnoliopsida; Brassicales; Brassicaceae. Gene Ontology annotation, cellular component: plasma membrane. The record is from RefSeq and is a predicted model, not a curated record. The transcript has 7 exons.